Molecule: messenger RNA, 11912 nt
Organism: Syngnathoides biaculeatus (alligator pipefish)
Lineage: Eukaryota; Metazoa; Chordata; Actinopteri; Syngnathiformes; Syngnathidae
Product: FUN14 domain-containing protein 1-like
Exons: 6
Coding region: 139-711 (190 amino acids)
Biological process (GO): autophagy of mitochondrion
Cellular component (GO): mitochondrial outer membrane
Source: RefSeq, a predicted model, not a curated record
GAAGACAAAUAUUUGUCCGUAUUACAUCAUCUUUGACUUUUUCCACGCCUUUCACCUCAUGUUUGGACUUGAUAAUACAGCAUGUUUUAAUGUGCCUAGAACCCCCUCCCGAUAAAAAGGAAAGGUUCCGAUAUUUUAAUGCGAAAUUUGCCGAGUUUACGUGGCACAGCAUCAUCGCGUGGGCGCGGCUUACAUUGUCAACAUCCUGUGAAUUUCUCCGGCCCCUCCAAAAUGGCGAGAGUGGACGUCAGGGAAGGCCGGGAAGAGCCAGAGAGUGAAGACGAGCUGUACGAGGUGGUGGAUCUGACAGAAUAUGCUCGGCAGCAUCAAUUGUGGAGCCGUGUGUUUGGUAACAACUCGGGCCCAAUAGCUGAGAAGUACUCCGUGGCAACCCAGCUCAUGAUGGGAGGGCUCACUGGAUGGUGUGCUGGUUAUGUCUUCCAGAGAGUUGGGAAGAUCGCGGCCACUGCUGUCGGUGGAGGGUUCCUCCUUUUGCAGAUUGCCAAUCAUAGUGGCUACGUGCAGGUGGACUGGAAGAAGGUGGAGAAGGAUGUAAACAAAGCAAAGAAACACCUAAAGCAGAAAGUAAACAAAGCAGCCCCUGAGCUAAACACAUCCAUUGAGGAGGUAAAGGCUACAGAUUUUGUAAAGAGAAACAUCAUCUUGUCCAGUGGCUUUGUUGGAGGGUUUUUCCUGGGUUUGGCCUCCUAAAAGACACUGCCCUGACUAUGCUGUCAUUGAAUGGACUACUUUUGUCUCCAUAAUUACAUUUCUCCCACCAUGUGAAAUGAUCAGGUGGGUUAUUUUGACCAUUGGAUCGUGAUCUGUGGUGCACAUUAUACAGCAGCUGAAAUAAGUAUUCAACACGUCAACAUUUUUCUCACUAAAUGUACUUCCAAAGGUGCUAUUGAUCGGAACAUUUCACCAGAUGCUGGGAACAACACAAGUAAUCCUUUAAUACAAAGAAAGUAGAACAAAUAAGCAUAGAACUUAAGUUGUGUAAAACUGUGAAAUGACACAGGAGAAAAUGAUUGAACACUUGAAGAAAGAGAAACACAAAAAGGCAUGGAAAGCCAAGACAACACCUAAAAUCUAUCAAUAAUCCAACAGCAUUCUAGCCCCUUGUCAACACAAAUGAGUAUGAGAUAGUUCAGUCGGAAUUCAUGGCUGAAAAAAUUGUUUAAUUGCCAAGAUAUGAGUGAAGACUCAUCUCUUGAUGGGUAAGAGCAGAGAGCGGUCUCAAAACCAUUGCAAAUUAAUUGUUGCAAAACAUCACGGUGUCAUUGGUUACAGGGCAUAUCUGAGAUUCUGAACAUUCCAGUUAACAAGAUUUUGGCCUUAAUACGUAAGUUGAAAGCCCAUCAUACCACCAUAAAUUUGCUUUGAUCAGGUGCCGCUUGCAAGAUUUCUGACCGAUAAGUGUAAAAAUAAUUUCAAAUACUGUCCACCUGUACAGAGCUUCAAAAAAACAUGAAAUUAGCAGGUACUGCUGUCACAAGGAAAAGAGUAAUGUACUCCGCCUCCAUGGCCUGCGUGCAUCCUCAUCAUGCAAGACCCCAUUGCUGGGGCUAAAAAAAAAAAAAAAAAAGGUAUGUCAACUUGUUUAAAGUGUGCAAAACAGAAUUUGGACAAGCCAGUUAAAUACUGAGAGAAUAUAGUCUGGUCAGAUGGGAGCAAAAUUGAACUGUUUGGAUGCCAUAAUGCACACCAGGUUUGGUGGAGCAAUUGCACUGUACAUCACCCUAAAUACCAGACCUACAGUUUGUAGGUGGGAAUAUGAUGAUGUGGGGAGGUUUUGUGGGUGUGUGGAGUGAAAGUGUCCAUUUCAAGUCGUCAACAUGGGUCUGCACUUCAACCUUGAACAUCUUGACAGUGAAGGAACCUAUGGGAGGAUCCUGUUCGUAGACGAAAGGUCUGCGUUUAACACCAUUAUCCCCGAUCUCUCCUCCAAGCUUUUCCAGCUGAGGGUCUCAUCUGACAUCUGCCAAUGGAACUAGAACUUCCUGAUGGGCAGGUCACAGCAUGUAAGGCUGGGGGACACCCCCUCAUCCAUGUGCACUAUCAGCACCGGGUCACCCUAUUGUUGUGUCCUCUCCCUUCUGCUCUUCUCCCUCUACAUAAACAACUGCAGCUCAAGGCACCCAGCUAUCAAACUCGUGAAGUCCGCAGAUGACAACACAGUCAUCAGCCUCAUCAAAGACUGUGACAGGUCUGCAUAUAGACAGGAUGUGGAGAGCUUGGAGCUGUGGUGCGACCAGCACGACCUGGCGUUGCACAUGAAAGACUUGUGAAAUGAUCGUGGACUUCAGGCGCCAUCCUUCACCACAGCUGCCCCUCACGCUGUCCAACUGUCUUGUGUCAACGUCGAGACCUUAAAGGUCUUGGGAAUUACAGUCUCACAGGACCUCAAGUGGAAGACCAACAUCAACUCCAUCCUCCAAAAAGCCCAGCAAAGAUGUACCGUAAUUUCUCAUAUAUACUGCCCAAAUUUAUUUAAAAAUAUUUUCAAAAAGUCAAUAGAACGCAUUAUAUUUAGGUAUGGAUGAAAAAUAAAAAAUACAAUCACAUUGUAUAGUUGUGUACAGGUACAUAGAGUGGUAAAAAAAGGGUAUACAUUUCAAUAUGAUAUUCCAUGUCUUAUGUUACACAUUUUAUAUAGUUUACAGUAUGUGUGCCACCAACCUCAACUCUCUGACCUCCUCGGAGAAACUUGGCAUUUUACGAUCGUUAGCAUAGCAUAUUUGUUGCUACUGCACCAAACAUCAGAAAUGACUUUCCGUGAGUUUGUCUUAACUUAAACGAAGACAAAUAAUGUCGACUACAAGGGCUAGUUGUGCUUUUAAAAGAAAUGUGUCAUUGCUCCUGCCGAUGACGCGGCCAACCUGGAAGCAGUGUGGCAGCUCAAAACAACAUGAGCUCAAACUACGUAGUAUGAGCGAAAUAGGCACAUUAAAAAAAAAUGGGAGGGUGCACACAAUUGAAAUGCUUGCAUUUUUUAAUAAAUGUGCCCAUUAGGGACCUGGCUCCAUAGGAAAGCUGCUACAGAUUGUAGCUGAAUGGAGGGCUUAAGGCUGCGCUGCAGAACCAUAACUCUUGGAAUUGAAAAAAUGUUUUGCCACAAACUCCAUGGAUGGCACAGAGGAUGACAUGCUCUGGGAACAAGAUGGAAUGUUCAUGAUGCAAUGAUGGAGGCACCGGAACUGAUCAAUGAUGAGUUCCACAAUGAUGCACCACAGGGACCAGGACAAGCGUGUCCUAUGGCCUGCCCUGACAUCAAGAGCUCGUGCACAUGACGUCACCAUUUUCACGGUGCUAUGUUGCCGAUCAAACAAAGCUGCUUGACAUUGUGGGAGACAUUGAACCGGAGGCGAAUAUUUACAAUGCCUGAGACCUUUUUUGCUGUUGGUUGUCACAACAGACGAGACAGAUAUUCAGAGAAAUCCUAUAGCAUACCAGCUGAAAAGAAAAGAUCGAUGGAUUUCGGCAAUUAAACGUGAUGGAUGGUGCCCAACCAAAUACCCCUGUGGAGCGAUCACAGAGAAAUAGAAAUAUUUUUUAAUCUCAAAUUAGCAAGAAUCAUUUAUUUAUGCCGAGUUGACUCAUUUGAGAACAAUGUGUAUUUAAAACAACAAAAACAUUUCACAGAGAUGUUUACAUGUAUCACCGAUACGCUUCCGUGUACGGAGGAGACGACGCCCUGUCCUAAAUUUUUUUCCCAAUCAUAGUUAAUGAAUGCGAGUUUGUGUAAAACAUGGGGUCAUUUAUUUAAACAUUGGUAUUCGUAUUGAAAAAAUUUGAGUCGGUCCAUCACUAUGUGGGAUUUAUUCCUGAUUGAGAACAGAUCCAGCAACAAAGUAUUUAUAUGCGUCUAGACAUUUAUACGCUUCCAAACUUUAUAUAUAAAUCUUGACGACUUACUCACCAGAUACAGUCCAUGUGUAUAUCCAGUUGUUCAAAACAAGCGGAAGUGAAUUAACAGUCCACUUUCUUAUCAGCGAAAACAUCGACUUCGGCCUUAAAUGGGAUGUCCACUCGUUGAAAGUAUGUAGCAGAUAGGUCAUGUCAUUGGUACUAUAACUUUAUUAAAAUAAAGAUAUCAGAUAUCAUUUAAGGUUAUGUUGAUGAUAUUUAUGUCGGCAAUUAUGAAUUUUCAUGGGGCGCUGCCAUUUUGGCGAGUCACAUGACGUACGUGCACGUAUGUGACGUGUCGUGCUCAAACUGAGGCCCGCUUACUUUCCUACACAAUUAUGGCCAGCGCUGAUUUCACGGAUUUAUAAGUAUCAGUUGAUAGGGAAGAUGGAGGAAUACGUCUGUACAGAUUUGAAACUCUGGCUGUCAAUAAUGUUGAAUAUUUGGAUGGUUCUUCGGACGGAAAUAAUGUGGAGACUGACUACUCGGAGGGCUACGCAUGGGACAUAUGUGCGUAAACAAAGCCUCCUGGAGCUUGCUCACGGAGCGCCACUGCUGGAGCACCUCCGGCUGACCACGAGCGAGCGAGCCCCGUGGCCUGGCGGCGAGCGAGUUAGCGAGCCCUGAGGGCCGGCCAUGAGCAAGCUCUGGUGGCAAGCCACAAGCAAACAGCUCGCAUGGCCGCCGGAGCUCACUUGCAGCUGGGCCCCAGAGCUUGCUCGCAGCCCAGUCUUGAAGGGUGGGUAUGGUUGUGCAGACAAUCCGUUUAGCAGUUUUGAGUGAGCUUCGUAGCCCGGCCGCCGGAGCUCGCUCAUAGCCCGCCGCCAUAGCUCAUUCGUGGACGGCCCUCGGAGCUCGCCCAACACGUUCUGAACCAGCCUUUCAUGUACUCUUUUUUUAUUAGAAACAGACAAGGUCAAAAGUAGGGGUGAGCAGAUGAAAUGAACAAAGGUGCAUUCUAGGAUGAUGAUGUGGCACAUCGUACGAUGAUGAUUUAGCACAUUCUUUGGUUAUGAUGGAGUUGUCCUUGGCCACUUGUAGGAAGAUACUGUUGCAUCUGUAUGUAGGAGCUCGUCCUGUGAACAAGACUCUUUGAAGCAAGGAUGAUCCUUUGGCUUUGUUGCAAGUCCAUAAUAAAUAUAUUAACGAUAACUCUAACAUUUCCCCCUGUUUAUUAUGUAAUUGCACAAAUUAUUAUAUCAUUUUGCAACUUCUCUUAACGAAUACAUUUUUAUGGAAAGGAAUAAACGCACACGGAGAAUAGAAAAUCGUUAUCGUCGUCACGGUCAUUCUUCACCAUUAAAGGAUACAUCUCCGCCACCUGUUCGUUCGUGGGUGACAACACUGUUAAUAAGUUUCACAAUGAGAGCAAGCAGACAAGGAAUCCAACAACAUCCACACAAGGUCAAAAUUUCUGGAAAAACAGCAUUUGAUACCAAAUUUGAGGACAACAGAGCUGUGCAUUUUCCAAAGGCAUUCAUCCAGGUCUCUCACACGGAGGUGUCAAUACCAGAACGAGCCGUUAAGGGUUCGAAGCCCCUCGGUGGAAUGACUUCAUAGCUAUUUGUUGGCUUUCACUGCGCAACAUUGUUCUCCGAACAUAGCACAGAUUUCUCCUCUCUCAGCCAACCUGUCAACAGCGACUCCGCUUUGGAAUGCCAUAAAUGAGCAGAUAACUGUUCACGCACAGUUCCAAACCCUCUCUGUGUCCAGUUGCCCAAUUCUUGUACGUUGUAAUGAAUGGGGUUGAUUCUGUCUACGUUUUUGUUGGUUGUACGCCAACAACCUGAGGAUUCAAAUCCUGCUGCCAAAUUGAUCAGCCAAUUUAUACUCACUUGGAACAUCAGGGGCGUCGAUGUUAAAACACUUGUCGUUCCCAUACCGCUUCUCCUCCGACCAAGGGUAAAACUGCAUCUACAGUAGAUGUUAAAUCAUAAACAGACAUAGGAUGAACAGACAAAUGGCAAUAAUUAAGUUAUUGAAGCACAGUAACCUGUUCCAUUUUUUUUUUUCAAUUUAUACCUCCGCAUCACCAUCAAAUUUCUGUAUGUGGCAAUUAGACAACAGUCGCACUCACAAUCACACCUAGGGACACUCCAGAGUGUCCAAUCAAUGUUAAAAACUGGAGCGCUCAAAGGAAACCUACACAGGCAUUGGAGAAACAUGGAAUUCCAUACAGGAGGAACUGGGACUAAACCCCAGUACUCAGAACUGUGAGGCCAAAGCCUUACAGCUGCGUCACUGUGACACCUUUUUUCUACCAUGAGAACCCAAUUAUAAUUUUGAAAUGCCUGUUGCAAUUUGAAACCAAUUUUCUACAUCUAAUUUAGUAUGUAUUUUACUCAAAUUCUUUUUUUUUUUUCCUAUGCAGUUAUCAAAUUUGUUUUCUAAGACCUUGGUUGGUUUCCACAGGUACCACUCGAGCAGAAAAAAUAAAAUCCAACACCCAAUAAAAAAUUUAACUGUUUAGUUGCCAUUAUGAUAGCAGACUCAAUCCUCUAAAUGCCUCAGUCGGGGUGUUUUCUUCACCGAAGUUGAGACGGAAGGGUUCUAAAUACCACGACCCCCUUUGUAACCGGACUACAGCGACUUUGGCACUGGGAAUGAGAACAGCUGUCUUACAAAUGGUCAACAAACAAUUUAGUUUUUGGUAUUAACAAUGUUUUCAAAAUCAAAAACAUUCUUAGAAUGAGUCAAAUUAACUGAACUAUUCCUUACUGCUAUUUUUAAAGCUGUUGGCAUGUUUAGUUGGAAAGAGUUCUAUCCAUUUUGAAAAGGCAUCCAUCAUGACCAAACCCUUUUUUUUCCCUUCAUUUUUAAUUCAAUAGACUCAUGGAUAGUUUUUAAACAGAUAUUCUGGUGUAAGGAACCGUCCUCGAAAUUGGCUCAAAUCACCUUGUCCUACAUUUUUUUUUUUAAUAAAAAUUUAAUCCAUAAAUUAUAUAAUGUUGAUUGUAUAGACUCAUAUCCCUCCUGUUUGAGAUAUGUGACAAAAUCAUAGCUCAUAGCUAUUUAUAGGAUAGGUUUGUUGUCUGGUCAUACAUAGAUGUCUUUUUGUAACGUUGCACUUCUUGUUUUCCUUUCGGCUUGUCCCAUUAGGGGUUGCCACAGCGUGUCAUCUUUUUCUAUCUAAGCGAAUCUUGUGCAUCCUCCUCUCUAACACCCACUGCCUUCAUGUCCUCCCUCAGCACAUCCUCAGCACCCUUGUACUUGCACAUAUGUACUUAAUGUGUCCUUUAUCUAAAUUUGUCAUUUAUCUUUGUUUUUUUUAAAGCAGCUUCCUUUAGUAUUCUAUCAGCAAAAGCAUUUUCCAAUGAAAUCAUAUCUUUGUUUGAUGUAUGUGAAAGGCAUUUGCUUACACUAAAAAUUUUUUGUCAUUUGCAUUGCAAUAAUUAAAUCAAACAAUUUCGCAUGUUACUUUGGCUGUGGAUGAAUUCAUCCCCCUAUUUUUUUUCUUCCCGUGCUGUGCAAAAACAUGCACUGUUGCAAAUGUAUAUUGGCUGUCCAUACCCUGCAUUUUCAUAGAUGAGCCAUGUACAAUAGCACUUCUCUUCUUUCUAAAAGCUGAUCUCUCAGGCCACUUCUACUUUUGGCUCAUAUUUCUGCGAACUUUUGACAAUCAUGUUUUGCACCAUCCUCAUGACUUUCUCAUAAUGUGGUAAAAAUUGUUGCUGGGUUCGACGUUGCUUUUUUGUCUCAGUACGCAGUGCAGUGACAGUACUCUUUAGAAUCAGAGGAUGGAGCAAAACUAUGGUUGAACUUGUUUCUACAGCAAUAGAUGUCACAAUAACUGGUCUUACAUACUGGGGUAAUGCACAUGCUACACUGAGUCUCUAAGUUGCACUAAAACUGAGGUCAUAAAAUGACCUUUACAAUCUAGUAUCUACAUAAAGGAUUUGCUAUAAUCUGACACUAGUUCCUUCUUUACCUCACAGAAAACAGUUUCUGAUUCUUCUGUCAAUUUUAACAAUGAUGUCAUUUUGAGGUGUUCCUCAUACAUUAAUUUGGACAAAGGUGCAGUUAUUGCUGCAUAGUUUGUGGUUUUGGUACAUUAAGUCCAACUUUUUUUUCUAUCAUCUAAAAUUGUUCUUGCUGUGCAAAAAGGUUGUGUCCUAAGAUCUUAUCUUGUUGUUAACUUGUUCUUGCUAACCUUGUGUCCCUCCUGUGCUAAAUGUUUUAACAAUCCUAUUGUAUCACUUUGCAAGUUUCCUUGUGGAGUGAUACACCAUCUUCAUGAAGUAGAAUUUGAUUGACACUUGAUAGUUAAAAUGUGGACAUACUAGCGUCAUAAGUUGUGAAUAAAUUGUUGGCCUUUCACAGUAUACUUGAGGUAACCUGGUAAAUGUGUAUUUUUGGCUUCAAAUGCAAAUGCAACUCAAUCCAUUACUGUAAAAACUAUUGUAUCUCGUCUUAAUUAAUUCAGCAAUGUGUAUGUUUGUCUGGGACACAAGGUGCUCACUGUGUUAACAGCAGCAUUUACUGCUUGGAGGUCUUGAACCGUUCUCCAACCUCCUGCUGGGGGUGUGUUUUUUUUCCUUGUUUUUUUCUGGUUUUAAUGGAUAUUGUUUCAUAAAUAGCCUAUAUUCUGUUUUAGGUCUAAUUUGUACAGGUUGCGCUCCCAAAAUGAGUCCCAGAUCUGAUAGUCCUAUUGACCAUAUGCAUUCUGAGACUUCUUUUAAAAUUGUUUUUCCUCUUCCUCUGUUGAUCCCGUGUCACUUUUGAUGAAGGUGACGGCCUGCACUAAACUGUACUUUUCAAAUUUUCCUCGUCUAGUUUCAAAUUAGUUGCUGUUUGGUCUCUUUUGAUGAAACCUCACAACCACUCUGAGUGUGUGUCAUAUGGUUUAAACAGUGACACAUGUGGCAACAUUAAGCAUCUGUCUUCCAGGGCCUGUGGGAGUCUGAACCUUGUGGCUGCCGUCCCCAGAUUAUCUGUGUGCAGAUAAUCAACUGUUAUUUAUUUAUUUUUUUUUUCUCUUCUUUUUUCUGGAGCGUAUUUGUUGAGUUUAUUUUCAUAAUGAAAAUCUGGGCCUGGAGUUUUUUUUUUCUACCACAUUGUUACAUUAAGAAAGUCUUCAUUUAUCUUAUCCUGUUGUUCUGUUAGGAAAUGUUCUGCUUGCUGUAGCAGUGUCUUUCCCAUAAAAGUUGUAGCUUGUCUGUUUCUUUCUAUCUUUCAGAAUGUUCUCCACAUGGAGAAGUUCCUCCUAUGUGUCAGUAAUCAGGCCAAUGUAAUGUUUGUUAACCCAGCUGUAAUUUGUGUCUUUUAAACCUGCAUGGAGCGCAUGUCAACUGCUGUUGAAAUGGCCUAUUCUCCAUCUUCCUCCAGGCCACUGUAAAUCUUGAAUACAGUUAUCAUUCUCACUCUGUAUUCCUCAAAAGGCUCAUUAUCAUUUGUUUUUCUCCUCUUAUUUUAAUGUAAUUUGCUCUAUGUGUAAAACGCUGGGUUGCUCUCUGAAUUUUCAAAUUUUCCAUAUCUUCUACAAAUUGAUUCAUGUCGGCUUUGUAUGAAGUUGUAUCUUCCACAGCCUUUUUUAACAUCACCCAUAGUCCAAGUCCUCUACACUAAAUAGUCAAGUCGGUGCCAUUUUGUGUGUCGGGGUUGAUUAUUUGGAUCCUUGGUUACAAGUCGCCUAACUUGGUGAUACGUUGGUCAUUUGUGCAGCAGUCUGCGCGGGAAAUAGUAGUCCUCCCAGUCUUUACGACCAUUUCAAGUCAUUUCCGUCUGAUCAAGUCAUUCUGUGUGGUGGAGUAAGUCAGGGUAGAGGGGUGUGGUUGGUUUUCUCUUUUCAUUAUUUUGUUCUUUCCUUUUUCUGUCUCCUUCCUUUCUUGUAACCACCAUUAGAUAUUGUCAUACCUAUCUUAAGUCUUUUAGUAAGGUCACCUUUAUUUCUACAAUCUGUCAUUUUUCAACUGAAAUAUUUUUAGCAAAUUAAGGUGGCUAGUGGAUUUUGUUAUAUAUUUAUGAAACUAUUUUACCUUAUCUGGUCUUUGUGCUUCGACAAAUUUCUAAUCCUUGCAAGUUAAGUUGUCCCUUUCCUUUUGUUUACUAAUAUUUUCCCCAUUUUGCGAAUUUGGAGCCAACACACUACACCUGUCGUGUACUACGGUUGGCGUUUUUGUAUAAGACAGAGUGACUGGUAAAUACUCUUGCUUGGUAUUCUUCAGGCUUCCACCCAGAAGGGCGGAGGAAUCUUGUCUUUUCAUCCAAACAAGUCGUCACUUCCAAUCCCGUCUCUCAAACACUCGUUUACGCAAUCACACAUGGUUUAUACUGCAGUUUUAUUAGAUGUUAUUUUAUACAGACUGUAUUUUAUUUUCCACGGAAUUGAAGUACGUACAAGAGUCUGGCCUCGUUACACGGAAUUUAACUGUAACCUACACAGACGAGUCCGCCCUCGUUAUGGUUAACGGAAUUUAAAUGCACACGAGUCCGCCCUCGUUUACCUUUUAAUGUACAGACGAGUCCGCCCUCGUUACACGGAAUUUAACUGUAACUUAUACAGACGAGUCUGCCCUCGUUAUGUGGAAUUUAACUGUACUUCCUACACGUUACGUUCGUGUAGACUGUGACGCACCUUCGCGCAGAUUUCCCAUGGACAAUCACUCCUCAUAAGAAAAUUGUUCUUACCAAGACAUCUUCUUUUCAGUUGGAUUUCCGUCAACCCUCAGAUCCCAGUUAGAGAGUUCGAGUACCAGAAGUUAAUUAUUUGCUAAAAACAAUGUUUAUCAGUGUGAAUAAUAAAUGUCUUGAUUUGCAAAUAAUUGUAUUCUUUUUAACACAAUGCCCCAACUCACAUUGGAAUUGGGUUUGUAUGGGGAUGUUUAAAAUGAAACAAGUACAGUAUAAAGAUCCAUAAAUAUACUGUUAAGGAAACUCAGUUGGUUUCAAAGAAAAAAGAUAGCUAGAUUGGCCCCAGCCAAUCACCUGACUUAAACCCAAUGCGAAAUCUAUGGAACGAACUGAAACUGAUAGCCCAUAAAAGAAACCCACAGAAACUUCAAGAUUUGAAUACUGCUUAUGGAGAGGAAUGGGCCAUAAUCACACAAGACAUGUUACUGAUUUCUCCAUACAGGAAGUACCUUGAAGCUGUCAAUACAAACAAACAAACAUUCAAUGGAAUUUAGCAUAUUCAAUACUUUUUACCUGUCGAUCCAUCUAUCCAUUUUCUGCUGCUUAUCCGAGGUCCAAUCACAGGGGCAGUAUCUUCAGCAGAGAAGCCCAGACUUCACCUCUUGAUGUAUAUUUAGUGAGAAAAAUGGUGAAGUGUGAAAUACCUAACCCUAACCCUAACCCCACUUAUUUCACUCACUGUAUAUUUUCUUUUGGUUGAAAAUUACCAGACUGAACACUCUUCUUUAAUGGUGUGCGUGUUCUGACUUUCAUCUUGUCCCAUGUGGGGGUUAUCACAUCAAAUCACUGUCAGAAUUUUGUUUUACAGUUUGUAAGAGCAGAUUCCAUUCCUGACACAACCCACCACUGUAUUUCUCAUUCAGGGUAGUUAUUGGGGCACUGACCAAAAAUCACAACCACGCUGCUGGCGCGCAAGGAAGCAUCAUCUACUAUACGACAUUACCAGUGUAACUAUAGAGCUGUGUUGAAUCUAUUAAAUUUAAACCUGACAGAGUGCCAAUCUUACAUGUAUUUAUCUCAUCCUAAACAUCACACUACAUCUUACCGGCAGUAUGAGCAUCUCUGUUUGCCAUAGUUAGACUUAGUAAUGACUGAAUUCUUCCAGCAUUUUCACCAGCAAUUGACACGUUACACACUGAAAUAUCACAUACAGCUGUAUUUUUAUUUAUUUACUUUUGCCUUAUUCUGUUGCUGUUGUUUCAAGUUUGUGUACUGUGUAGAUAUGUCUCCAUGUUCAUUUGUGAUCUGCCUCAAUGUAUUGUAGACAGCUCAACUAACAUUUUUGGGCUCUUGUUUUAAAUGCAUUAUUUUUCUUAGCUUAAUAAAGUAUAUUAUGGGUUUUAUUGUCUGUAUUAAAGAAUAGUAAAUGCUUA